This is a messenger RNA of Tachysurus vachellii, 1623 nucleotides long. It is a transcript of the gene wbp2, whose product is annotated as WW domain binding protein 2. Gene Ontology annotation, cellular component: nucleus. Gene Ontology annotation, biological process: positive regulation of DNA-templated transcription. Gene Ontology annotation, molecular function: transcription coactivator activity; chromatin DNA binding. NCBI's taxonomy places the organism in Eukaryota, Metazoa, Chordata, Actinopteri, Siluriformes, Bagridae. Bases 125 to 910 code for a protein of 261 amino acids. The record is from RefSeq and is a predicted model, not a curated record. The transcript is spliced from 8 exons.
ACGACGGCUUUACGUAUCCGGAAGUACAUGCGCACCGUUACAAAACAUUUUCAACUCCGGAUUAUUUGUGCGAGUUUCUCAUUGUGUUUGAAGGAUCAACACAAGAGAGAGCAGCGGAAAUAAAAUGGCUUUAAACCAGAAUCAUUCGGAGGCAGGAGGAGUGAUCAUCAACAACAGUGAGAGUGUUUUGAUGUCCUAUAAGAAUGUCGAGCUGGCGUUCAGCGAUGCAGACAGCUUGCCAGACCUGUUUAGGAGGAGCAGGAAAGGGAGUGUCUUUCUCACACCAUACAGGGUGAUCUUUGUAACAAAGGGGAAAGAUGCUUUGCAGUCAUUUAUGAUGCCAUUCUACCUGAUGAAGGGCUGUGACGUGAAACAACCUGUGCUCGGUGCUAACUACAUCAAGGGCACCGUCAGUGCGGAACCGGAAGGUGGUUGGGAGGGUUCCGCAACCUUCAAGCUGAUCUUUGCCGCUGGUGGAGCUAUUUCGUUUGGACAGCACAUGUUGCAGGUGGCUUCACAGGCCUGCAGAGGGCAGCCCGUGAACCCCAAUCUUGUGUGUCCAUACAUGUCUAAUGGUGCGUAUGCCUACCCACCUCCCCCUCCAUCUAACAGCAUCUACUCCACUGGGCCACCUCCUCCUGGCUAUUCGUACCCUGUACCUCCAGGUGCAUUUUAUUCCAAUCUUCAGGAUUUUGAUGGUGCUGCAGCCUCUGUUCCUCCUCCAUCUUACUCCGAAACAAUGGCCCAAACCCCUCCAGAUCCCGACCAACCACGUACACCUGCAGCGGAGGCUAAAGCAGCCGAGGCAGCAGCCAGUGCAAACACCGCUCCUCUUGCUCGUACUCACGUUUACCUGCCAGAUGACAAGCCACCACCUUACUCACCACCCGAAGACAAGAAGAACCAGUGAAUGCCACCAGCAAUCCCAAAGCACUCCUCACUCAAUGGUCUCUCUCUCUCUCUCUCUCUCACUCUGUCUCUCUCUCACACAAAUACACACUUUCUGAGCAGCAUUUCAUUUAAUUAACUCUAAUACCAGGAGUCUGUUCUAAUGAGCAGUAGACUGUUGUGGUAUUGUAGAAAAAGCUUAAAAGAUGAAAAUGUCAUGUGAGUGAGAGAAUAAAAUGUGCAGUGCUUAUCUAGAGUCACAACAGAUAAUUCCUAAUAUAUUUUGCAUAUGUAAAGAGCUGACUGUAUAUAUUUUUUUUUUUGGACCUGGCUUAGUUUCAUAGGAUACAGGACCGACACGUUUGGAUCGACUGUGCGAUGAAAAACACUAAUCGUUGCUGUGUAUUAAUUUAAGCAUUAGUACUUAACAUCUUUCCCUGUAUGUUGAACGUGUUCAACCCAAAGGCACCAUGGUGUAAAUGUGGACCUGUGUAUGUGUGCGCUUCUCUGGAGCAUAACACAAACUAGCGCUGCACAUUAACUCCGACCCCCCAUCGUCAUGCAUCAGUCAAAUCACUCCGCUGUGAACAAAAUCUCAUCCACAGACACUUCUUGCUGUUCAACAGUUCUGACAAUUUAUUUUGGAUAAUAAAAUGUAACCAUCCAAGCAUGCGCUCCGCUAUGAUGUCUAACAUAAUGGAUGUAUUUUAUUAAAGUAAUAUGUACAAGUUUAAA